AUGGAUUUUGUGAAGCGGCCGGUUGGGAACUUUCCUGGAAAAUGUCGCAAAAGGAAAAGGCCUCUGCCAGGUCCACCCGGCCCGCCUGGCCCCCCAGGACCGCAGGGCCCUCCUGGAGCUCCAGGGGCAGAAGUCACUCAGGAAGUGCUGCUUCAGGAGUUCAAAGAAAUGGUUAAAGAGGCUUCGGAGAGGAGAGUUGUGGCCCUGGACAGAGCUGUGGCCAGUCCCAGUCUGCUGCCCGCUCCUCUGCUCGCUCUGGACGCCAUGACGUCAUAUCGCCGCGUAGAAGAAGCAUUCCACUGCAAACUCAAAGGACCAGUGCUCGUGGACAAGAAAACCCUGGUGGAGCUGCAGAACUUUCAGACACCUCCUGCCAAAGGAGCGUUCUUGAGAGGAUCCGGCAUGGACCAGACCACAGGCCGAUUCACGGCCCCCAUCACAGGCAUCUACCAGUUCUCUGCAAAUGUCCACAUUGAUCAUAAUGAAAUGAAGAGGAGCAAGAGUCAGCUUAAAGCCCGGGACAAUGUGCGAGUCCUGAUCUGCAUCGACUCUCUCUGCCAUAGAUACACAUCCCUCGAAAUGAUUGUUGGUUUGGAGAGUAACAGCAAAAUAUUCACCGUCAGUGUCCAAGGACUGCUGGAGCUACAGGCGGGACAAUACACCUCCAUAUUUGUGGACAACGCAGCCGGAGCUUCUAUUACAAUACAGAAUGGAUCCGACUUCAUGGGCAUGCUACUGGGGGUAUAG
Knipowitschia caucasica is the source of this 747-nucleotide messenger RNA. Lineage: Eukaryota; Metazoa; Chordata; Actinopteri; Gobiiformes; Gobiidae. The record is from the annotation of a GenBank genome assembly.